Molecule: messenger RNA, 1059 nt
Organism: Aspergillus viridinutans
Lineage: Eukaryota; Fungi; Ascomycota; Eurotiomycetes; Eurotiales; Aspergillaceae
Product: alternative oxidase
Exons: 3
Coding region: 1-1059 (352 amino acids)
Biological process (GO): alternative respiration
Cellular component (GO): mitochondrion
Molecular function (GO): alternative oxidase activity
Source: RefSeq, a predicted model, not a curated record
AUGAACUCGAUAACAGCAACCAUGCCGUUACGGGCUACUGCACUUCCCAAACCAUAUCUCCGGUUUACUAUCCGGACCUACGCAAGUGCAGUGGCUGCAUCACGAUGCAGUCGCCCCCUGCUAGCAAGCAGCAACCAAUUCCAGUUGACCACAAAGCGGCCCAUCUCGUCAACGCCGCAGACACAAAUCAAAGACUACUUCCCUCCGCCCAAGGCUCCUCACAUCAGGGAGGUUGAGACGGCCUGGGUUCAUCCUAUUUACACCGAAAGCCAGAUGCGCGCUAUUCAAAUAGCCCACCGAGAAGCCAAGAACUGGUCCGACUGGGUCGCGCUCGGGACAGUCCGUAUGCUCAGAUGGGGUAUGGACUUGGUGACCGGGUAUCGACAUCCCAAGCCGGGCCAGGAGCACGACGCCAAAUUCAAAAUGACCGAGCAGAAGUGGCUUACUCGAUUCAUUUUCCUCGAGAGCGUGGCUGGCGUGCCAGGCAUGGUUGGAGGCAUGCUGAGGCAUCUGCGGAGCUUGAGACGAAUGAAGAGGGACAACGGAUGGAUUGAAACUCUUCUUGAAGAGGCAUACAAUGAGCGCAUGCAUUUGCUUACCUUCCUCAAGCUUGCUGAGCCGGGAUGGUUCAUGCGACUCAUGGUUCUCGGAGCCCAGGGCGUCUUCUUCAAUGGGUUCUUCAUUUCAUACCUGAUCUCCCCACGCAUCUGCCACCGAUUCGUCGGCUACCUUGAAGAAGAGGCCGUCCUCACCUACACUCGGGCUAUCAAAGACAUUGAGACAGGAAAGCUGCCCGAUUGGGAGAAGUUGGAUGCUCCCGAAAUCGCCAUCCAGUACUGGAACAUGCCUGAGGGCCAGCGCAAAAUGAAGGACUUGUUGCUGUACGUGCGGGCCGACGAAGCCAAGCACCGCGAGGUCAACCAUACACUAGGAAACCUUCAACCGAAUGCGGAUCCGAACCCCUACGCAGCCAAGUACAAGGACCCCUCCAAGCCUCAUCCGACAAAGGGAAUCGAGAAUUUGAAGUCGACCGGAUGGGAGAGAGAAGAGGUUAUUUGA